AGCCGUCUUCUGUCGCGUCAAGAACAGCACUCUUGCUCUUGCUCUUUCAGUUAAGUUUGGUAGGUAGUCAAGCACUCGCAGUGUGCAAUUCCAAACACCAACAAACCAAGAGAGAGGAUGGAGAGGGAAAUGGAGGCAGCCUACGACGCCGCCGCCACCGCCGCCGUGGAAGUCGACGCCGAAGACGGCGGAGAUAGCGGUGAAGAGGCGACACAAGCGGUGGCGGGAGGCGGAGUCGAAAGUAAUAGAAAAUCGGGUCGAGACAGAGUGAAGGGGCCUUGGUCUCCGGAAGAAGACGCGAUACUUAGUCGGCUAGUGAGUAAGUUCGGCGCGAGGAAUUGGAGCUUGAUAGCCCGAGGAAUUGACGGACGAUCCGGCAAGUCUUGCCGCCUCCGAUGGUGUAAUCAGCUCGACCCUUCCGUUAAGCGCAAGCCCUUUACUGAUGAGGAGGAUCAGAUGAUAAUUGCAGCUCAUGCAUUCCACGGAAACAAAUGGGCUGCAAUUGCGAGGCUUCUACCAGGGAGGACAGAUAACGCCAUAAAAAACCAUUGGAAUUCCACACUAAGGCGCCGGUGCAUGGACCCUGACAAAAUAAAGUUAGAAUCUGGUAAUACGGUUGAAGAUGUGAGCUUAGACAAAACAAAAGCAUCAUCUGAAGAGACCUUCUCAUAUGGGGAUGUCAAUUCAUCUAAAUCUAUGGAAGGAAGAGAAGUCAGUUCUUUAGAGCAUAUGGAUUGUCAAUACGAAGACAAGGGGUCAACGGAGGGUCAGUUUAGUCAUGAAGUCAAGGAACAGCCAACUCUUUGUAGACCAGCGGCAUGCAUCAGUGCUUUUAGUGUGUAUAACCAUUCAGAUAGCCAGGAGACUGGAGUAUCAUUCCCAAGGAUAAUUCCAGUGCAAGGACCUCUGGUUCAAGUAUCAAACCUAGAUGUCAACAUCAGUAAAUUGCUUGAUGGAGUUUAUGGUGAGCGGUCAAUACCUGAUCAGUGUGGACACGGUUGCUGUUGUGCCAAUGGUAAGAAUGCUCAAAACUCUUUGUUGGGGCCAGAAUUUGUAGACUUCUCCGAGCCUCCCUCGUUUCCAAGUUUUGAAUUGGCUGCAAUCGCCACAGAUAUAAGUAACCUUGCUUGGAUUAAAAGUGGUUUGGAGAACAGCAGUGUAAGAGCAAUGGGUGAUGCAGCUGAUAGAACAGUACCCCAUGAGUCUCAAGGGCAAAUGGGGCAUUUUGAGGAGAGCAGAAUGAAUAAUCUUUUCCGUUUUGAAGAGAGAAAUGAUAGGCUAAUGGGAAUGAAGACCAAUGUGCUAUCAACCUAAGACUGGUAUAUAAAAUUUUCUACCUACAAGCCAAAGCUCGGGACUCAGGCUGAGGUGACUGCUUAACCAAGUAGGAUCAAUAUUUUGCAAGUACGAAAUUUGUUUCCCUGCCUGAGACUUGUCAUUACUCAUUACUAAAAGAGUCAUUGAGAAGGGAAAGAUUCAUAUUUUUAUGAAGAAACUAUUUACCAACCUUUGGCCUGGUUCCUGAAUGUUGUACUCAUAAUAGCUGAUGCAUAAAUGAUAGCCUGCGCUUGGAGGCAAAGUUCUGAUGUAAGAGCAUGAGGCAGGCAGAAAUUUGUUUUUCUAGUUGAUGCAGUGGUGGGAAUUCACAGUCCGUAUGUUAACGGUUGGAAGGCGUGAUGCUUCUUCUCUGCAAUCAUAGUGUUUGCUUGUACUCAUUUGGCUCAACAUUGCUUGAAGCAACUGUUUUCAACUCUACAAAGUUUUUUCCUCGUAGCUGCUGUCAGCUUGAGAAAUCUUCUUCACUGUGUCUGUCUGUUGUGUAAGCGUACCCGUAAUUCCUAUCAAUCUAUAUGCUGAAAGUAACUGUAUUACUCAACAU
Molecule: messenger RNA, 1879 nt
Organism: Prunus mume (Japanese apricot)
Lineage: Eukaryota; Viridiplantae; Streptophyta; Magnoliopsida; Rosales; Rosaceae
Gene: MYB1
Product: myb domain protein 1
Source: RefSeq, a predicted model, not a curated record